AAAUCAGUUCACAACCAAGUUCGGUAUAUAGAGCAGCAUUCGUCAAACCAAACCUAAAAAACAAUGGCAUUCAAAUUCACCAUUCUCUUCGCCGCCUGCAUCGCUGUGGCCAGUGCUGGAGUUGUGCCCGUUGCCGCACCCUUGGCCGCCGUUGCCCAGGUGGAGGAAUACGAUCCCCAUCCCCAAUACACUUACGGAUAUGACGUUAAGGAUGCGCUGUCUGGCGAUUCGAAGACCCAGGUGGAGACCCGCGACGGCGACAUCGUCCAGGGUCAAUACUCGCUGAAUGAUGCCGAUGGCUACCGUCGCAUUGUGGACUAUACCGCCGACCCGAUCAACGGCUUUAACGCUGUGGUUCGUCGUGAGCCUCUGGUCGCUGCCGUGGCCGCCGCUCCUGUUGUGGCAGCUCCCGCUCCAGUGGUGCGCGCUGCUCCCGUUGUUGCUGCCCCAGCUCCAGUUGUCCAUUCCGCUCCAUUGGCUUAUGCUGCUGCUCCAGCUCCCAUCAUCAAGGCUGCUGCUCCUUUGGUCGCCGCUGGUCCAGCUAUCGUCAAGACGCAGUUUGCUUCGCCCCUUAUCUCCUACGCUUAUUAAACAUCAAAAUAGGCGCUGUCCGACCUGAUAAUUGCCGUUAGUUGUU
This is a messenger RNA of Drosophila hydei, 637 nucleotides long. RefSeq names its product larval cuticle protein A2B (gene Ccp84Ag). Gene Ontology annotation, cellular component: extracellular matrix. The transcript is spliced from 2 exons. The record is from RefSeq and is a predicted model, not a curated record. NCBI's taxonomy places the organism in Eukaryota, Metazoa, Arthropoda, Insecta, Diptera, Drosophilidae. The coding region runs from base 64 to 591 and encodes 175 amino acids.